This is a messenger RNA of Thamnophis elegans (Western terrestrial garter snake), 5929 nucleotides long. RefSeq names its product zinc finger protein 398-like. Gene Ontology annotation, biological process: regulation of transcription by RNA polymerase II. The transcript is spliced from 7 exons. Gene Ontology annotation, molecular function: DNA-binding transcription activator activity, RNA polymerase II-specific; RNA polymerase II cis-regulatory region sequence-specific DNA binding. Lineage: Eukaryota; Metazoa; Chordata; Lepidosauria; Squamata; Natricidae. Gene Ontology annotation, cellular component: nucleus. The coding region runs from base 156 to 2246 and encodes 696 amino acids. The record is from RefSeq and is a predicted model, not a curated record.
GGAAGCUGCACCUAGCGGGCAUCGGCCAUGGCUGAGUGGACGCCUGCCCAGGGCCGUUGUACCUUGGAACGGUCAUUAAACAGGCACUGCAACUAUCUUAAAUACGAGCCGCUUGCCAAGCAUCUCAGUUUUGAUCAUAUGACCGCGGGGAUGCCAUGACGGUCGCGUGGGAAUGGGAAGUGGAGCCUCAGCACCUGGCGCCCUUCCAACCCCCUGCCAUUUUCGACCAAGCAGCCGAGAGAGAGAUCUAUCCGGCGGCUGAGAUCUCCCUCUGGACAGUGGUGGCCGCCCUCCAAGCGGUGGAGAGGAAGGUGGACACCUCGGCCGCUCGCCUGCUCAACCUCGAAAGCCGCACGGCCACUGCCGAGAAGAAGAUCUUCGAGUGCGAGAAGACGGAGCUAGAAUUCGGCAGCCACCUGGCGGCCUUGGGCACCUUGAUCCAGGAAUACCGGGUGCUCCAACGGCGCCUGGAGAAUGUGGAGAACCUCCUGAAGAACCGCAACUUCUGGAUUCUCAGGCUCCCCCUCGGUCCGAAGGGGGAGAUCCCCAAGGUCCCUGUGACGUUUGACGAGGAGCAAGCGGUCCAUUUUUCCACGCCGGAAUGGGCCAAACUGGAGGACUGGCAGAAGGAACUUUACCGGAACAUCACGAGAGGAAGCUACGAGCCGCUUGUCUCUCUCGACUCUGCCAUCGCCAAAGCUGACGUCCUUCCCCCCCAGGCAGCUCUGGGGGUAGCACCCCAUAUUGCAGAUCAGCCCUUGGCGGGGGGAAAGGGACUCCCCCCGGCGGCCAAACCAGCAGAACCAUUGACUUCCAAAGACGAUCUCUUGUCCUGGAUUAAGCAGGAGGAAUCUCCCGGUCCCGGGAAAUGGAAUCUGGAGAGAGAGAUCCCUGCCACCCUCGGCUACGACGAGAGCACCAGAGUUAAAAGCGAGGAACAGAAGCUCCAAGAAAGUUUGAAACAGGCCUUGCCUCCCCGGCUCCAUGCAGCACCCAGCAACGAGGUCUUCCAGAGCCCCAGAUGUUGCCAGAGGCAAAGCUGCCCUCAGGGUCAGCCUGCCCCUCCUCCUCCUCCUCCUCCUCCUCCUCCUCCUCCCCCCCAAAAGCCACCGGAGGAGCCACCCCAACCCAGUGAGAGAAGCUGCCCCGAGCCCCCACCACCAGCAGCCUGCUUGAAGGAGGGCCAGCAAAGCUCUUUCAAGGGUCUGGAUGAGCUUUCCUUGCCCCCGAGGAUCCCUGCAGGAGAGGAAGGGUACGGAGAAGGGGUCAGGCCAGUGGCCGAAUCCAGUGCCCCCCCGGUCCCUGAGCCCUUCCUGUGCCCGGAGGAUAACAACGGCUUCAGCGAUGUGGCCGUCUCUGAAACCGCCGGCCAGCCCCACGCCUGCUCCCUCUGUCCAAAGAGUUUCCGGCUGAAGACCAGCCUGCUUAUCCACCAGAAGACCCACGUGGUGGGGAAGAGCGACAGCCCCUUCGUGUGCUCCGAGUGUGGCUGCGGCUUCAGCCACCAGGCUCAGCUGACCCGGCACCAGGCCAUCCACGCCGACCGGCCGCACCAGUGCUCGGAGUGCCACAAAGCGUUCAACCGCAAGUCCAGCCUGGUGGUCCACCAGAAGACGCACCGCGAGCGGCCACGCCCUUUCCAGUGUCCCCAAUGCAGCAAGACCUUCAUCCGGAAACAGCACCUGGACGACCACACCCGCACCCACACGGGGGAGAAGCCCUACCAGUGUCCCGAGUGCGAGAAGCGCUUCGCAGAGAAGUCCAAGCUGACCAACCACUACCGGAUCCACACCGGGGAGCGGCCGUACCGCUGCGGGCAAUGCGACAAGCGCUUCGUGCGUGCCCACCACUUGGUCAAGCACCAAAGCAGCGUCCACCAAGCCGGGGCUAAGCUGUACUCCUGCCGCGAGUGUGGCCAGAGUUUUGGCCACGCCCAGGCCUUCCUCAGCCACCAGGCCAGCCACGCCAACGGCGAGAGGCGCCACCGCUGCACCGAGUGCCUCAAGACCUUCGCCCGCAGGAAGUAUCUCCUGGAACACCAGCGCAUGCACACGGGGGAGAACCCCUAUACCUGCCCACACUGCGGCAAGCACUUCCGAUACAAGCAGUCACUCAAGCAGCACCUGCGCAUGCACCGGGAGCAACCACCGCCACCACCUGCGCCUGCUGUGCCACCAAGCCUGCCAGGUGCCAGCUCCCUAGAGAAAGACCCCCUCUUCGAGACCAACCCCCCCAGUGGGACCUGAAGCUGGGCUACAAGAGGUCUUUUGUGCCACAUGAACCGCUGCCCUAGAAUUGGCCCGUUGGUGGGCCGGCUAAGAUCCUCGCUGCCUUCCGUGGGGCGGCUCCAGUGCUUCUUCUCUCCCCACGGAGAGGCUCCCUUCUUGCUUGCUGAUCAGGACCGCGUGGGGCAGGCUCUAGUCCUGUGGAAUGAGCCCAGCUCCCCGCGAUCAGAACACUCCAAUCGUCUGAAAUAUUUCUUCAAUGGAGAGACCGCUGCCGAAAGACUCUCGCCGUCGUGCACGGCCGUCCGAGGAGCUGUAAGUCCUGGCCGAGCCGGAAGAAAAAUGCGUCUAAAAUGUGAUCAUGUCCCAUUACCCAGCCCAGCACUGGAGGCCGGCCUGCUGGGGUCAAAAGGGCUGCACCCUGAGUCCGCGGUUCCCUCGCCUGCAGGGAGAAAGACAGACUCCCCAAGGUCUCCGUGCACGGCUGUGGUUUUCUGGCCUCGCCCUCCACACCCUCCGCUAGAUGAUCAGAAGAGCGUUUGAAAGCACUUGGCGCGCGGCAGGCACAAAAGGCAGCCCAAAACUCAAGAAUUGAGACUGUCCCCUGCCUCUCCUUUCCGGAGGGCCACGCAGGGCAGCUAUCCAUGGGCAAUUUCGGAACAGUUCCACACUCUUGCUCCACAGGAGCUGCCCACUCCUCAAAAGAUACCCUUCCUUAUUUCGCUCCUGUUGGGAAAAAAAAAAGCUGCAUUGUCAAACUCCCGGCUUAUCAGUUUUCUGCCAGCGUCGACCUCUGCCAAAAAGCUCUUUUGCCGAAGUCUCGGCUGCGAUUUCCCAUGUGGUACAUUUAUCGCUGAGACUCUUGACGGGCUCCCAGUUCUUAUGCCCUCUCUGCCUGUUCAGACAGUGACGUGAAAUCACGAGUUUGGCUCCGUCUCUUCAGAUUCUUUGUCACUAAGAGGUUGUAGCCCUCACAUCAUUCCCUCCUGUCCUGAAAAGCUGCCCCCCCCCCUCAAAAAGAAAGAAGACUCUGUAAGCGACCCUAAAACCAUGGCCAUCAGCCGAGACCUCCUGCCCACUUCCACACCAGGUUCUCACUGCUUUCUCAAUUUGCAACAACACUUACCUGUAUUACUCUUUGAUACAGGUAGUCCUCGACAUGCAGCAGUUCAUUUAGCGACCGCUGAAAGUUACAACGGCAUGAGAAAAGUGACGUUACUGCUUUGACACAUACAACCGUUGCAGGAUUCCCUGCGUCAUGUGACCCCAAAUUUAGGCAUUUGGAAACCUGCACGUACUUUUUAACAGCUGCUGUGUGUCCCUCGGUCGCAUCAUUCCAUUUUGCGACCUUACGACUUGCAAAGACAACGGGGGAAGCCAGAACCACUUAGCAACCGAGUGACUAACUUAGAAACCGCAGUGAUUUACUUAAUGACCGUGGCAAGAAAGGUUGUAAAAUGGGGGGAGGGGUUAAAUGGGGGGGGAAGCUGCAUUCCCUAGUGGCAUCUUGCAAAGUGGGUAAGUGGUCCCGAAGUUGUGUGCAAGCAUGCUGGAUUGUCCAUUCAAUACUCUGAAGUGUUUUCGGGCCCCCGUCCUCACCUCAUUCCAAGAGGGGGGAGCAGAGAGAGAGAGUCCUGCCCAUUCCAACCCUCCGCCUACCUAUUGCUAGCAAGCCUAUCCCUGCUCCAUUCUAUGUCUGUUGGCCAAAACAGUGAGGCAUGGCUUCCUAAAGCCCAAUACAGGCAGUUCUUGACUUACGACAAGUCACAGUAGCCAUUUGGAGCAACACUCAGCCUUGAAAAGGGGACCUACAACACAGAUCCGAAGUUCUGGCAAUUGCACUCUUGUAUGGUCACAUCCACACACGUGGGGCUGUUGGCCAUACAGCCUCCUCAUCCACCACCGUUUUGCAGCAUCUCACGGGGACACACGACUGCCUUCGGCAGAGGUUUUGUUGAACAUGGUUCUUAGUUUCUGUUUUUUGGCAAAACGGUGCUGUGGCAAACAAGGGAUCCACUUCUCGACUCAGUGAUACUCCGUUCUGACUUGAGCAAAUAAAUUGUGCUAUGUGUGAUACCAAACCAACAUUGUGCAUCCGUUUUCCCAGACAAGGCAGAUCCUACAAAAUCUUUUUUCAACUCUUUCAGCCUUUCCUCAUACAACUCACACAGCUCCCAGUACAUCACAAACACAGACACACACUUUCACUGAAUAUGAUUUGAGGGGGGAAAUAUAAGGAGAAAGAACGUUCGGUCUAGUCCAGUGGUGAAGGUACUAGGUUAGAAAGUAGGAGACAGUGAAUUCUAGUCCUGUCUUAGGCAUGAAAGUUGGCCGGGUGACUUUGGGUCAAUUACCUUGUGCUGCCUUAGCCUAUGAAAGCUGGUUUGGUAACUUUCAGCCAAUCACCUGGAGACAGUGAUUUCUAGUUUUGCCUUAGGCAUGAAAGCUGCCCAGGUGACUUUGAGCUGAUCCUGGUGAUUACCCAUAUCACUUUUGAUGGUUUAAGGUGGGACUAGUAAUUGGCCAGUGUCACCCAACCAGCUUUCAUGCCUAAGGGAGACUAGAACUCCCCAUCGCCUGGUGGUUGGCCAAAGUCACCCAUUCAGCUUUCACACCUAAGAUGGGACUAGAAUUCAUUGUCUCCUGGUUUUUUGGCACAAUUAUAUGCGAACUAUUAAAGCGAUUAUUUUAAUCGAAGACCAAUAUAUAAACAAUCCAGGUUUAGGGCCCACAAUCGGGAAAGGAUAACUCAGUCACUAAGUAAUGCAGUCCAUAAAGGGGGGGGAUCACAGUUUUACUUUUUCCAUUCAUACGCAAUUUCUUACAAUUCUUUUUGUACGCAACUUCUAUUAGCCUUCAAUGAACCAAGCUACACUUCACAUGUUUUAAAACAUCUUUAUUUCUAAAGAAAUCGAUUUAGUCCACCAAGGAACCGAAGAUCAUUUCCAAUAUUUAAAAACAUCCUUGAUCUAACAUGUAUUAUUAUUACUAUUAAGAGCCAUCAUGUUGUGUUACAGUACAAAAAUAAAAGAAUACAAAAUCAGUGUUUACAAUUACAGUACUGUACCUGUAAACAUCAAUAGAAAUCCCCUUCCAAAGAUUAGACUUUUUUGCUGCGUUAUUGGAAAUGUUGGACACUGAGGCCUAGAAGCCUAAUAAACUGAGCAUCUUCUGGCUUCUGCUCUUUUUCAGGAUGGGGAAGGAGAGGUGAGCAAGAAAUAGCUGUCCAUAAAAAAAUUCAUUAAGUUUUCUUUGCACGUUUUCUUCAUCUAUUUUCUUAGCACACAUGCAUUUACCAAUGUAGCUUUCCAAAACGUUCUACAUUCGGAUCCAUACGUCCUAAUUUUUGUAGCGUUUCAUUAACUUGAGAAAACAUCGGUCAAUAUUUUCACAUGGACUUCCUGGACUCCCAAUAUAACUUUCUAAAAUGUUGUACAAUUAGAUCCAUACUUCCUUUUUUUCCAUAAAUUUCAUUAGCAUCUGAGAAAACACCAAUAUUUUCACAUGAACUUCCUGGGCUCCUGAUACAGCUUUUCAAAAUAUUCUAUAUUGGGAUCUAUACUUCCUAAUUUUUGUAAAAUUUCAUUAAAAUGAGAAAACACUGGUCAAUAUUUUUCACAUGAACUUCCGGGGCUCCCCAAUAUUAGCUAUCCAAAACUUUCUACAUUUGAAUUCAUAAAUUUUCAUAACAUUUCAUUAACAUC